AUGGCUAAACGUCUGGAACCCCUUCUUCCUAGGAUUAUUUCUGAAGAACAGGGUGCCUUUCAGAAGGGGAAACUGAUUCAUAACAACAUCAGUGAUGCAUCAGAGCUGGCCAACCUGAUGUUCUCUUCCACUAGAGGAGGUGGUCUUGGAUUAAAAAUAGACAUCAGAAAAGCCUAUGAUACUAUAUCCUGGCCUUUCCUUUUCCAAGUGUUGCGCCGAUUUGGUUUCUCAGAAACGUGGAUUACUUGGCUUCACCAGCUUCUGAUAUCGACUAAGAUAUCAAUCCUUGUCAAUGGAGGUCCGCAGGGUUUCUUCGGCAUGGAGCGUGGGUUGAGGCAAGGGGACUCCAUUUCCCUGAUGUUGUUUAUUAUAGUGGAAGAAGUCCUUACCAGAGGCCUAUCGAGGCUAGUUCAGGAAAACAAUUUGAAGACGAUUCAUGGCCCCAGAGGCUUCCCUACCCCUGCACAUAUUCUCUUUGCCGAUAACAUAUUUAUCUUCUCCAAUGCUUCUUCAAGGUAUGUUUGUAAUUUAAGAGAUUUUUUGUUAAAGUAUCACGAGUUCUCUAGACAGUCUAUUAAUUUUGAGAAAAGCAAACUUUUCCUUGGCAAAAUUGCUUCGAGCUGCAAGCAAUCCAUCGAUGCGACCCUUGGAAUCCCAAUUUGUAACUUCACUACUCGAUACCUUGGGGUGGAGAUUUUCAAGGGUAGAGUUAAAAAAGAAGCUCUGUUGCCGGUCAUGGACAGAAUGAAGGGUCGGCUUGCAGGAUGGAAAGGGAAGCUUCUAUCGAUGGCAGGAAAAGUGGAGUUGGUUCGCUUUAUGAUUUCUAGUAUUCCUAACCACAGUUUUGCAGUGUACUGGUGGCCUUCCUCUCUCCUUACCACUAUGGAGAGAUGGAUGAGAAAAUUUAUCUGGUUAGGGGUGCUGAAUACUUCGAAGGCUAUCACAGUGAAGUGGGACGCCUUAUGCAAGCCUAAGAAGGAAGGGGGAUUGGGGAUCAGGAGACUUAGAGAUACGAACAAGGCUUUACUUGGUAAACUAGUAUGGAGAAUGAAGCAUGAAAAGUUAGCAGCAUGUUCUUUCCUCAGAGCACGUUUUGUCAAGAAGGAAGGGCUCUUUAAUAAGGGAUGCCGGCCUUCCUCGAUUGCCAUGGGCAUCAAAAAGAUGUGGGAUUUUGUGAACCAAAACGAGAGAUAG
Molecule: messenger RNA, 1194 nt
Organism: Macadamia integrifolia
Lineage: Eukaryota; Viridiplantae; Streptophyta; Magnoliopsida; Proteales; Proteaceae
Exons: 1
Coding region: 1-1194 (397 amino acids)
Source: RefSeq, a predicted model, not a curated record